This is a messenger RNA of Lytechinus variegatus (green sea urchin), 5461 nucleotides long. RefSeq names its product sorting nexin-25-like. Bases 210 to 3293 code for a protein of 1027 amino acids. NCBI's taxonomy places the organism in Eukaryota, Metazoa, Echinodermata, Echinoidea, Temnopleuroida, Toxopneustidae. Gene Ontology annotation, molecular function: phosphatidylinositol binding. The transcript is spliced from 23 exons. The record is from RefSeq and is a predicted model, not a curated record. Gene Ontology annotation, cellular component: early endosome membrane; intracellular membrane-bounded organelle.
GAGCUUCGCUUUGAAGCAAAAGGAAACGACAAGUGAGAACUCCGAACCUUAUUUGAAGAGUUUGUCCGUUUGCCGAGGAGAUCAAUGAAUGUAAUCUGCAUAUUCAAAGGAGUCAGGAAUUAGUUAUAGAUAUACCGGUACUCGUGAUGAGAAUGUGAAAAUCCAUUUUAACCUUCUGAACGGUUAGACGCUGGACAGCCUUUUCAACCAUGAUUUUCAUUGGGAAGAUCAUCAAUAUGUACAGCAUAGCUGGAUUUGGACUCUUCCUGGCUGUGUCCUGUCGCCUUGGUCUCGUGAGCUCUUCAUCGCCUUGGCUCUAUCUUGGACUAGGACUGGUUGGUUUCCUACUGGGUUUCUCCCUGGUCCUGUUCUCGGGGAAGAUCAAGAAACCUGCCAUCACCCAUCAACCCCCACCAGCCUUCCAGGCCUUGGUGACCAAGAUUAUGGAAAUCAAAGCACGUAGGAGAAGGCCAGGAAGACGGGUCGUCAUAUCAAGGAAUAUUGACAAUGCUAUUAGAGAAUUAUUUCAUCUAGCUGUCAGGGACUAUGUGAUGAUCUGGUACAAAACUCUCGGAAAAGAAGGUCCUACUUUUACUGAUGCUUUAGAAACGGAUAUGUGGGAGGUGGUCCAUAAUUUGUCACUUCGACUCAAAAGAAUUGACAUGGUUCGCUUCCUCUCCAGUGAUGUUGUAUACAAACUCUGUGAUCAUUUUCAGAAACUGAGGGAGACCAGUGUCAGGGAAGGUGAGGAGCCGAAGAUCUUCUAUCUUCACCCGUCCUUAGCCAGCGAGGAGGCAGAGACACAGUUCUUCCGGGAAGCGGUUGAGGUUCUCCUGGUCUUGCUCCUCCCCGAAAGGUUAGCUGGGUGCGAGACGGCCAGGCAACUCCUUAGAGAAAUCUUCACCUGUCAAGUUGUGAAGCCUGCAGUGGACAUGCUGUGCAGUCCUCAUUUUAUCAAUACGACAUUCCUCAUGCAUCUUCAACGAACUGAGAAGCUUGUUGAGAAGAGCAAACGACGCUAUGCCUAUGCUGCUACCUAUGAGGAGUUCAUAAAACUCAUCAACUCAACGAGCGAUGUGGAUGAACUCCUUCAGAUCAGAUACCAUAUAUUAACAGAGAUAAUGCAUGCUACAGUAAUAGAAGACCUCAAGAAAACGAGGGGUGAAUUGGAAGGGGAGAAAGGACGGGCAAGGGGGACAAAGAAAGGGGAUAUGCUUCGUGGCAGGAAUUUAAAACGAUACAUCAACCAGUGCAAUGUUGCCAAGGCCCAGUGUGAGAAGCGUUUGAAGCUUCUUGGUGGACCAGACUACCAAUCUUAUUACAAAGGAUCCGGGUCAGGGGGCCAGGAAGAUGCCUACCAAACCCAACGCCUGAUGUCUCUUGAUGAAAUACUUGGGGAGGGAAAGAAAAGAGAAUGUUUCUUGGGUUUCCUUAAACAAGAAGGAAAGGAGGACCUCUUGAAUUUCUGGCAAGCUGUUGAGAGUUUGAAAAGCAGUAAAAAGCCUCGUGACCAACACAUGAAUGCGACUACAGUGUACCGCACCUUUGUUGCAACUAGCAGUGUAGUCAAGGUCGAGAGGCAGCUCAUACGAGGAAUGGAAGCUUUCCUGGUUGGAAAUGCUGGACCCGAUGCUUUUUACGAUGCCCAGCACAAGAUCUAUCAGCUCCUUGAUCAAGAGCACUAUCCUUCUUUCCUUGUUAGUGAAAACUAUGUCAAGCUAUGUGAUGAACUGGCUCCAAAGUCAGGGUCAGAGGAUUUCUCGUCGUCGGUCAGGGAUGAGCUGGAAAGCAGUUUCAGAGAGGAUUCCUCCAAUCAGGCGCUGCCAUCGUCAGAGAGUCUGGUAGAUCAGAGAAAUACUGUAGAGAGCACUUUACAGAGGAUUGAAGAGAAGUUAAGCAACAAGACACAGGCCCUCAGCAAUCUCAAGAGCUCACAUGGUGUCGAAUCUAAGAUGGAGCAACUGUUAGAGAAUGAAAUAGAGAACCUGAAACUUCAAAAGAAGAGGGUUGAGUUGUACAUCCAACAGACCGAUCUCUGGACUGAACAUAUUGACAAGUGGAGGAUUGAUGUCUGCCUGCCAGAUAUCCAGGAUAUAUCCGAUGGGAAGUCUGAGAUCUAUUUCCUGAUGGUUGUACAUCCCACUGAUCCAAGAAUCCCCACAUCUGGUUGGGUGGUAUCUAGAAGAUUAACUGAGUUUUAUAAUCUACAAAACAAACUCAAAGAGUGCAGUCACUGGUUAGCCAAGGUCAAGCUACCUCAGAGUAAUAAAAAGCUUUUCAAUAGAGAAACCAUGAAAGAGUUCUUAGAAAGAUCAAGAAGUGAGCUACAAAAACACUUAGCUGCUAUUCUAGGGGAUGCUACGUUACGCCACAGUGAGGCUCUCUACUCCUUUCUCAUCCCUAAACCAAACAUCUUAGUUGAUACGCCAGUCCAAGAGGUAAAGAAAGGCGGUUUUUCAUUGGCCAGUAUCUUCAAGAACUCACCAACUGAAGAUGAUAGAUCUAAUCUAGGAGAUAGCGAUGCUGAAGAAGAGACUGCUCAGGAUAGGAAAGACUCCAUUGCCGAACCUCUGUACAGCUUGAUCAGUGAGAUCUUUGAGCUACAUGGCAUGUUCAGAUGGCUGAGACGGACUCUCAUCGUCUUUGUCCAGGCAACCUUCGGGAGGACCAUAAACAAGCAACUGAGGGACACCGUAGACUGGCUGACGUCCGAGUCCAUGAUCCUCUUCUACCUGCGUUAUUUCCAAGAUUCCAUGUGGCCCGAUGGGGUCCUUGCUCCACCCCAGCAGCCACCGAGUCUCGAGGAGCAGAGGGCCACCCAGAAAGAGGCCAGGGAAAAGUUCUUGCAAAACCUGCCAGAUUUUCUUCAGAACCUUCUUGGUAAGCACAACAGUCGACUCGGAGCCAUCAAGAUAUUUGAAGCCCUCCAAGAUACCAGGACCACCAAACAUAUUUUUUAUAACUUGCUUGAGCUAGCUCUCCUGGAGAUCUGCCCUGAGCUGAAGGAUCCACGGCUCCUGGAGCAGCUGGAAGAGGAUGGCAGCCAGAAAGAUCCUGCUGGAGCCGCACAAGGGCAUCCUCAUGGAGCCAGGAGCCAUUCGACAGGAGAGGAUCUGCCUGGUGAAGGUCGUCUCCCGGCGGGAUCCGAGGGGAUGGGAGGAGUUCCAGCCGGAGCCCAGAAGGAGACAGAUGGAGCUGGGAGAGUCCAGGGAGAGGGAGACGGUGGAGAACAGGUGGUGAGACAGAGGAGAGGUACUGUGGAGGGGAAGGAGAAGAGCGAUGAGGAGGAUUGAAAAAGUGAUGUCCAACUCUUUGGUGUGUGAUGUACGUUUAACCCCAUCGGAAUAUUGUUCCUUGUAACUCAUUUGAAGGUCUUUCAUUACUAUUACUUCAUUGAAUUAUAGUAAACCUAUCUGAUCCUAAUGCAAUAUGAUUUCAAAGGUGCACAUGGUAUAGUUAUGUACAUGUAGAGGAGUUUCUAUAUGUAUAUUCUAAUACUUUCAGUAGUUAUUGGAGAUGUUCUUUGACAAAGCACAGUAAUUCGUCAUGAAAAUGGAGGCAUGUUGUUCAAAAAGCCUCUUAGCUCUCCAGUGUGAUGUUAAUUGCAUGUUCAAAGGAAUCAAUGCAUAAACUACCUAUUGACUCUUGGAAUUCAAUAUGACUUUCAGUCGGACUUGACUCUUAGUGAAAACAACUCCUCAGUGGAAACUUGCAGUUAUAUACACGUUUAGCUUUCUCAAUACCAACUUCUUAAGGCUGAAUUGUUUUCUCAAAUGAAAUUGAAAUAUUGGCUUUGAGAGACAACUACUUUGCAUUGACAUUACUUAGGUUUAGUAACUGCAUAUAUGAAUAGAAAAAAGUGGAGGAGUUAAAAUGUAUACCAGGAAACAAUUUUGUGUAUUUCUUUUGUAGGUAAUCAACGGAUUGUAAAAGAGAAUGACUACAAUAAAGAUGAAUAUGAAGAUUAAAUUUCUUGUUUAUAGUCCACUUAUUAAUUAAGCUUUAAAUUUUGCUUCUAUUUGUCAAUUUCUUUUGAACUACUCUUUGCUCCAACAUUGAUUGAUAUGUGUACACCCGUGUGUUCAAAUUUUUGUGAUUCUUGUGAUAAACGAUCAGUACUUUGAAUUAUGUAUUAAGUGUAUAUUUCAAAAGAACCAAUAUUUUUGUAAGAAUUGUUCGUUUAUUUUUUCCCAAAAUACUUGACAGUUGAAUUUUCUAUGUGUUGUACUUUGCUUCAUGGCCAUGGCUUCUUCUGUAAGCAAACGACCAACAUGAUUUGUACAUGUAGGUUUUCACAAGUGUUGGAUUUUUUUUUCUUUUUUACUUGUACAAUUUCAUUACAUCAUGUCCUGUAUGAAGAAUGUGAUUGGCCUACUUUUAGUUGCAUUUUAUGAUCAAUUUAUAAUUGUGCUUCCUGAAAUCUAGGGAUCAUUUUAUAAAACAUGUAAUGAGUUAUUCAUUUGCUCUGAGCCAAUCAGAUGCAAUGAUUUCAGUAGCUUAUAACAAAUAGUCAUUGAAAAUCUCUUUGUUUUUAAUAUGAAAUGUCCCCCCUAAAUGUGCUUGGUUUUCUCGACCCAGAAAUGAUUGCGUGCAUGCCAAGCACAUCACAGAGAGAAAAAAAUGAGUUCAUUCAGUAUGUGCAUUGAACCAUCACAUAAAUCAAUUAGAGUUGGGUUUUGGGAAUUCAUGUCUGAAACGUACACAAUGUUCACCUUACUUUUGUAUAGAACAAGCUAUUUCACUAACAGUGCCUUACAAUUUUAAAGUUUACUCUGAUAAAUGUGAUUUAAUAAUAUUGAAGAAAUAAAACGAAUCUGAUAUAUGAAUGUGAAACUAUAGAAUUUUUUUUCUUACAAGAUUACAAGUAUAGGAUCAAAGAAUAAAAUAAACAUCAGUCAGUCACUAAAUGUUAAAGUUUUGUACAAACUAUGGGAAUGAAGUUCAGGGCAGGGCUACAGGGAGAGGGAGCAACUGCCCCCCCCCCCCCCAUGAUUGUUCAGGUAGUGAAGAACAAAAGUGAGGAAGAAAAGGAAAAGAAGGAGAGUACAGAAAGAGAGUUAGGGGAGGGGUGUUUUACAAAUAUUUUAAUAUGACCUAAUAGGGUCGCACUUAAAUGCCAGCACCUACAUGAUAUGCAAGCAAUGCAUGAUCUUAUUGAUUGAUGCACAGUAGUGGGUGUCCUCAUGACACGAUCUGACCAAUGUGCAACUAGGCAUUUAAGUGCAACUCUUUUAAGUCAUGCUUAAAUCUUUGUGAAUCAUCCCCCUGAUUGUCAAACUUUUCUUCUGUUAAACUGAAAAAAAUGACAUCGCCUUUAUGUCAUCUUGCUGCCCCCCCCCCCCCAUUAAGAUACUGUGACGCCACCCCUGGUGAAUAUUAAAAUAGGCAUUGGAACAGUGGUUAGCAUUUGUUUGAGUUGCACUUCCUGGAAAAUGUUGAUUUUACUUUCAUUCAGAUUAUA